This is a messenger RNA of Aspergillus affinis, 990 nucleotides long. Its product is annotated as NAD(P)-binding protein. The transcript is spliced from 2 exons. The coding region runs from base 1 to 990 and encodes 329 amino acids. NCBI's taxonomy places the organism in Eukaryota, Fungi, Ascomycota, Eurotiomycetes, Eurotiales, Aspergillaceae. The record is from RefSeq and is a predicted model, not a curated record.
AUGGAAUUUCAUAUCAACCCCGACGACCUCCCCUCUUUAGCCGGAACCAACUCAGGCAUCGGUCUCGCAACCACACACUUUCUUCUCUCUCGCGGCGCAAAUAUCAUCGCCGGCGACAUACCUGCCUCUCCGCCGCUGUCUUUACCCAGUCCCGGCCCCGGCUCUGAUUCCGCUAUAACAAUCCCUCCACCAGGCACUCUCUUCUAUUUACCCACCAACGUCACCGAAUGGACCAGCAUCCGUGCCCUCUUCGAGCAGGGAUAUCAACAUUUCGGCCACAUCGAUCACGUCUUCGCGAAUGCGGGGAUUCGACCGCAGAGUAAUUUCCUCGAGGAGACGUUCGACGAGGACAGUCUCUUGGCACCGCCCAAUCUAGGAACGGUGGAUGUCAAUCUGGUCGGGGUUGUGUUCACGCUGAGACUGGGCGUAUAUUAUCUGAAGAGGCCGGGUCGGCCCCACUCGCAGUUAGCGUCCGGGGUGGCGCGGUCGAAUGGCGAGAACGAUCUGGAAAGUAAGAUGUCACCGCGGAGCCGGGACGCCCUGCCACAAGGGGGGAAAAGCAUCGUCCUCUCCGCCUCGGGCGCCUCUUUCCGCAACUUCUGCGCCGCGGACUAUGCCACGGCCAAACAUGGCGUCCUGGGCCUGAUGCGUGGGCUGGUGGAGGAUACGAUCUCCCUAGGCGGGGUGCGUGUGAAUGCCGUGGCGCCAUCGUGGACGGAUACAGGGAUGGUGCCGAGGGCGUUUCUGGAGAGAGUCGGGGCGAGGGUGCAGGAUGCAGAGGUUGUGGCGAGAGCGGUGGCCGGGUUAUUUGGUGACGAACCAAGGCACGGCGAGUUGGUUUAUAUCUGGGACGGCCGGUUUUUUGAGAUAAAUUCGUCCGAGGGCGGCAUGUUGGAUGCGGUCCAGGGGAUGUUGCCGGAGAUGAUGUCGGAGGGGGAAGCGAUGAGGCGGCUACGAGUAACCAGCGGCGCGAGAGAAGUGGUAGGGUGA